Messenger RNA from Ricinus communis (castor bean), 2128 nucleotides. Its product is annotated as zinc finger CCCH domain-containing protein 3. The record is from RefSeq and is a predicted model, not a curated record. NCBI's taxonomy places the organism in Eukaryota, Viridiplantae, Streptophyta, Magnoliopsida, Malpighiales, Euphorbiaceae. The transcript has 7 exons. The coding region runs from base 452 to 1822 and encodes 456 amino acids. Gene Ontology annotation, molecular function: metal ion binding; mRNA binding.
AAAAAGGAAUAAAAUGAAAUUGGAUGAAUAAAGGACAGGGAGAAAAAGGAGGAGAGAAUUUAAUCGAAUUGGAAUAAUAAUAUUUAUAUUUAUAAUUGUAUAUAAUAUAUAUACAUACAUUUUGCUAAAAGAUUUUUUUUGCUAAUUUGAUUCCUCCAUUUCAAUUCUCUCGCUCACAUUUCUUUUUCUUUCUUUCUUUCUUCUUCUUUCCCUUCAAAUUACAUCGAAAUUUCCUCUGAUCACUUGUCUUUUUCUUUUUUCUUCUGUUUUCUUUUUCCGUGUUGAUGUGAUUCGUGUUGAGGAAUCAAAAUUUUUGUUUUUGUUUUUUGUAUUUUGAUAGUUUUUUUAUUUAUUUCUUUGUUGAGUUUUGAUUGUUGAUUGCAAGCUAAAAACCAAAAAAAACAAAAAAAAAAAAAGAAAAAAAAAUUGAUAGAAAUUGCGUGUGUUACCGAUGCCUGAUAAUAGUAAUAAUAAUAAUAGUAAUAGGCAGGUAAAGAGCAAUGCUGUCUCAAAUCAAUCCCCUGAUAACAUUGAAGAAGCAAUUUGGCGAUUAAAAAUCCAUGAUAAUCAAGAACAAGGCGGUAUGGCUCCAUCAAGCCCAUACCCAGAUCGUCCUGGAGAGCCAGACUGUGUAUAUUAUCUGAGGACUGGAUUAUGUGGUUAUGGAAACAAUUGUCGUUUUAAUCAUCCUCCUUAUGCUGCACAGGGUAAUCAAUUUAAAGAAGAGCUUCCAGAAAGAGUUGGGCAACCUGACUGUGGGUAUUACUUAAAGACGGGGACCUGCAAGUAUGGAUCGACAUGUAAAUAUCAUCACCCAAGGGAUAGAAAUGGUGCAGGACCAGUCUCAUUUAACAUUGUAGGUCUUCCUAUGCGUCAGGAUGAAAAAUCAUGUCCUUAUUAUAUGCGGACUGGAUCAUGUAAAUUUGGAGUUGCAUGCAAGUUCCACCAUCCCCAGCCUGCACCACUUGGAACUGGCUUGCCGUUCACUGGACCAGCAGCCUCCGGACCUAUGGCGUCAUCAAAUUUACCUUCAUCCGGUCUACCUUAUGUAGGUGGACUGCCGACAUGGUCAUUACCAAGGGCACCAUAUGUCUCUGGCCCUCGUCUGCAAGGUCCGCAGACAUAUAUGCCCGCUGUUCUUUCUCCUUCUCAGGGUGUUGUUGCGGCACAAGGCUGGAACACCUAUGUGGGGAAUUUGAGCCCCAUGUCUUCUGCCAGUGUUCUGGGAUCCAGUAUUGUAUACAACUCUAGGAAUCAAAGUGAAUCAGGAUCUAGUGGACAAGUACAUAUGUUAUCAACAACCAGCUCUAAUCUUCCUGAGAGACCUGAUCAACCAGAAUGCCGAUAUUUUAUGAACACUGGGACCUGCAAAUAUGGAUCUGACUGCAAGUACCAUCACCCAAAAGAAAGAAUUGCACAACUAGCAACAAAUUCUAUUGGCCCAGUUGGUCUUCCCUCUAGACCUGGGCAGCCUAUAUGUUCAAACUACAGUAUGUAUGGACUCUGUAAAUUUGGCCCAACUUGCAGAUUUGAUCAUCCUUUCACAGGAUAUCCUUAUGGCUACAGCUUGAGCUUGCAGCCCCUAUCUAUAAUUGAUUCAUCUCUCUUGAGUUAUCCAAGAAUGUCUCCGCCUGCUCUUUCAUCUGAAAGUCCUAUCUCCCUAUCAUCAAAAUUUCCUGAUUGGGUGCAGAAUCCUGAUGGUGCAAGCAGCAAACAUCAGAAUUCAGAUAGAAAUACUAAGAUCUCUGAUGAUCAGCCUGAACAGGCUGGUUCUCCACCGCCGCACUCCUCGCAGGCUUCUUCAGAACCAUCACACGAUUAAUUUUGAUUUGGUUGAGAUCACUCCUGUUUGUCUUUUGUUGAUACUUUUUGAUAUUUGGUACUUCUAAAGGAGAUUUUUGCAACAUUUUACCUCCUGCCCCCCUUAUUUUCACCUGUGGUUCUCCGGUGUGUGAUAGGUCGUCUUGAAAUCAAAUGCGAUGAGCAAAAUCUCCGGGGGGGUGAUGGAGCAAUUUUUUGUUGUGAAUAAAAUGCAGGUGAAAAUUUGUAAUAUUCUUGGAUAUAUUCUCCCCUCGAAUGAUAUCUGUUUGUGAUGAUAAAGAUUGUCUUAGACUUGUUCUUGCUAUUA